AUGCAGCGAGAACUUGGAAAAUUCAGUCCCAAGUACGGAGGAAGUGCCAACGGACACAAUGGAAUAAAAUCGAUUAUAGAAUGUUUGAAAUCCGAUAAAUUCCAUAGGUUACGGAUAGGCAUUGGCAGACCACCAAGUCAUACCGAUGAUCGUUCACAUGAGGUUGUGUCCUCGUACGUACUGGGAGCUUUGACUCGUUCAGAGAAGGAAGUGUUAUUGAAUGAAGUAUUCCCGAAGAGCAAAGACGAAGCCAUAAGACUCGGUAUAACUGAGACAAAAUGA
This is a messenger RNA of Paraglomus occultum, 282 nucleotides long. The record is from the annotation of a GenBank genome assembly. Lineage: Eukaryota; Fungi; Glomeromycota; Glomeromycetes; Paraglomerales; Paraglomeraceae.